CCAGCGGGGCUUUUCACAGGCGACUCUUUAAGGAGGCUGCGCCAAAACCUGCACCUUCUUAAGAGCCCUGGGCGUAAUUUGCUUCUUCGGACGCCAACCUUCGGCCACAAGUCCAGAGCCUUUGGGUUGAAGAGCUUGUCUUUGGCUGCGGCAGCUGGCGGUCAAGCUCCCGACGGUGUCUCUGCUGCCGCUGAAGAUGGAACAGAUGCCCCGCGAAAGCCAUCAGGAGCGUGCUCCUUCGCACAUGGUGACCACAACCAGCAGCUCCUUUGCAACGUCCAGAUCCAGCACGCUCGCAUACGACAAAGAAUUUCUGAAGACGAUUCCUGGAAUCCUCAUGAUGGUUGAGAUAGUAUUAGGCUUCCUAGUGUGGAUGUUGAUUGCUGGAACCGACUAUUUCCUGUAUCCUGUCUUUGGAUGGAUAAUGUUUGUGGCUGUGUUUUACUGGAUUCUUACACUCUUUUUUUUGAUCAUUUUUUUGACAAUGACUUAUACGAGGAUACCUCAAGUGCCAUGGACCAUAGUCGGUCUGUAUUUUAAUGGGAGUGCCCUUCUCUUGUACUUAAUUGCUGCUAUUUCAGAGGCAAAUGCAGUCACCAAAGAACUUGACCACCACAAUUACAAUAGUUGGGCAGCAUCUUCGUUCUUUGCCUUCGUUGUUGCUUCCUGCUAUGGUGGAAAUACCUACUUUAGUUUUCUAUCUUGGAGAUCACAGACCUUGCAAUAAGUAUUAUCUUCUAAUAAAACAGCGCAGUGUGUAAAUGUAUAUAAUUUUGAUGAAAAUAUUUACGUAAUAUGGUUUUCACUCAAAAGUAAAAACAAUUUUUUUUUUUUACAAAUUAUGGAAAGGAUAGUUCACCUGACAGAAAAGGUUCUACACACUGUUCUCUUAUUUACGUCAUUUGAAUUAAUCGUGACUUAGGUCAGUUACCACAAACAGGAAGCAGAAGGAAGAAUUGAUGAUAUAGGAGGGAAGAGAAGAAAGCAUGGAAGCGGUUCAAUGUUGUUUGCACUGGGGGCACUUCCAUACACUAUUGUGCUCCUUUAAAAGCUGCUCCAGAUCUCAGGAUUCUUGUCAAUAGUGUUAGAGCAUUGUACAAUCAGAGGCACUAUCUGAUGGAAUUGAUUUAAAAUCUGAAAACGUUUGUAACAUGAAAAGCAUGUAUUCUCAGAUAAAAUACUGUAACUAGAACAUGUUACUCUUUGUAUCAAUUCAUAUUAUUUCCUUGUAUAUUGUUGUUGUAACAAAAUCUGUGGACUUCACAGUUGUUUUCUUCAUAAAUGUUUUUGUUUAAGCAUGCACUUAUUUAUUAGAAAAAUCUAUUAUUUUGUAGAACCAUCUAUUUUUUGCAAAUGUGUAUAUCCUUUCAAGGCUGUAGAUCUAUUACAGUUAUAGAUGGGAAUGGUUAAUAAUUCAUUUGGGUACAUACACUUAGGGAAGCAACUGAAUAAAAAUGCAUUACUAUAAUAAUCUUGCAAAAGUCUGUAGUAUGAUUGCUCUUAAAAUACUGUCCAUUCUAAUAACUGGACCUCACUUUAGAUCUGGAAAAGAUACAGAAAAAAAGAAUUAAAAUGAUCAGGGACAUGAAUAAUUUCAUUUAAAAAUUUUUUUAAUCAUUUUUCUUAAAUGAUAAGAAUGUGGUACAUGAUUCAAUACUGAAAAAGCAGGUAAUAAUUUUUCUGUUUCCUACAAUGCUAGAACUGAAGAGUUAUUAUUUUAUGACUCUGAAUGGUAUAAGAUUUGGGGCUGAUAAAUAGGAGACACUGUUCCAAAGAGCAUAGAGCUUAACUCUGGAAUAGUCCUGAAGGAUGUGAAGAUGAAGACCUUAAACCACUGUAUAAGGAAUGAAACAAAUUCAAAAAGGACUGAGGUGCCCAUUAGCCCAGGUGCUGCUGGGCAUUCCUCGGAAAACUAGUUGCUGAGAAAUAUCAGUGAAAAAAUUAAUAAACCACUAUAAUUUGUGGUUUCUUUAAUCAGAACUCUAUACUUUAGAUUUAAUAUUGGUUACAACAUUAGUGAAAAGAUGGCUCCAUUUUGAGAUCCACCUAUGUAGUGCAGUGAUUUUAAAAUGCCUGGAAGAUCAGGAAUCAACCACUACCAACCCUAGCUGAUUUUGGUUCAUCUCUUAGGGUUACUGUUAUGGAAAAACGUGUAAAUUGAACUUGUGUGGGGAAGUUUUGAUAUGAACAAAAACAUGAAUAGUGUAAAAAGUUUUAAAAUGUCAUUGUGCAUCCCCACUUCCCAAGGUUCUUUACCAUGUUGUAUAAAAAUUAUUUGCUGCUGAACUACCUUCCCUUAAAAGCAGAAAUCUUAUAUAUAUAGGCUUAGGUUCUUGGAGCUUUUUACAUGCAAUCAUCUUAAGAUAGAGAAACAAAUAUAUACAUUCUCUGAGGAACUGAACAAACACAAUUCCACAUCAGUGGAACACAAUUUGACCACUUAACAUUGUCAAAAGUCAGCAUUAAUAUUCCAAAGUUACUGCAACAGAAGCUAUGACUAGGGGAAGGGGGAACAAAAAAAUUAUAAUCUUAGAGAAAGUUUUGAAUAUGAGUGUUUGCUUUCAGCAAUAACAGUUUUCAAAAAAAAUAAUGAUGUACUCAUCCAUAUUAAGCACAAAAUGGUCACUUUUCUUACAUAUUUCUGGCAUAUUUAUUUAAUAUAGAAUGCUUAUAAUUUGCCAGUUUAGUGUAAUGAUUAAGGAGUUCCGCUGGAAACCAGGAGACUGAGUUCUAAUCCCAGUUUAUGCAUGAAAACCAGCUGGGUGAUUUUGGGUCAGUUAAUCUCCCUCAUCCCAACCCAUGUCACAGGGUUAUUGAUGUGGGGUAAAUGGCAAGAGGAAAGAAGCAUUAUAUGUUUACCCCCCUCAUGUUACAAGUAAAAUAAAAAGUAGUCAAUUAAAAAAUCUUUAAAAAUAGAAAAAUCUUGUCAAUCUUUUGAUUGGUGAAUAGCACAACACAAGCACAUACACACAAACACAUAGAGGUAAUCAAUCCAUAAUUGCAUAUUACAAAAACAAAUUCCUACAAUGUGCUUUAAUUUUGCAUUGGGUAGAUUUUACUUGCUCCUGAAAAUGCAAUAAAAACUAUCCAUAGGUUGGGGAACAUCAUGCUAUCCCAUUGUUGAUGUCCAGUAUACCUCUCAUGGGUGAAUCUUUAACAAAUCCUUUCUGGAUGUCUGAAAUUGGAUGAGAAGUUUUCAUUUCGGCAAGCUGUAGCUGUUGAUUCCUGUUGUAUCCAGAGUUCUAUAGAUCUCUGAUUAACCUGACUUCAUGUCUCAAAUAGCCAGCAGGCCAGUUCAUCCAGAUUACAUAAAGUCUAUGAUGUACAUGAAAAAUUUAAUUCUCACAGUUUAAGAUCAACAGGCUAUAUUUUUUAAGUAGGGCCAGUUUCACAACCAGGACUUACCCCAGAAUACUACAUUGAGUAUUUUGUGGGAUACUUAAUUUAUAACCUAUAUAAACUUUACCAUACCUGUGGUUAAGUUUUUUAUAAUGGAAAUGUUCUUUAAUUUUAUGAACAUUAAAGUAGUAGAAUAAUUGGAUAACCUCACUAAAGCAUCAUAAUUUUUAAAAUGAAGGACUAAUGCAGUACCAUCUGAAAACCUAGUGUAAAAAGAAACUAACCAAUUUUCUCAUUGGUUUUGUCAUCUUCAAACAAAUUCAGAAUCCCAUGAAUUUGGAAUUUCUUCCCUAUUUUUCCCCUAAGAAUUUCAGUGUUAGUGUGACAAUUAUGACAAUAUACAAUUAAAUACUUUACAAUUUAGCCUGAAGCUGGAUUAGUCAGAUUCUUCAAUUUAACCCAGCCAUUGACAUUUUUAUAUAUAAAAAUGCAGAGUGCAUCACAUAUAUUAUCUCUAAGCAACUUGAAGGAACAAUUGGAUUAAAAUAUAUGUGAAAUUAAUUACAUUAAAUUGUCUACAAGUAGCAAAAUCAUUUAGGCUAAAGUAAGCUCAUAUGAGUUAUAGUCAACAGAUCAUAGUAUCUAGCUAACUAUGUCUGAAUAGAGAAUCCAACCAAGAUAUUUCUGAUUAUUAGAUAAUAGAACACGAGACUGUCAGAGAAUGCCAAGGUUUCUGGCUAUGGGAAAUUGAAAAAUACUUUGGAAGGUGAUUGUGGCAAAUUUUACAGAAUAUAUAUGGUAUUUCUGAGAAAACUGCAUUGGUGUGUCCAUAAAGUCACCAGUAGUCAAGCUUGAUUAUCAGUCUUUAUGUCAUGCAGAAUGCUCUCAAAUCAGAGUUAAUUACCAGUUAGCAAUUCUUUUAUUUAAUCCUUAUAGUUGGGGUAAGGCUCUAUAAUUUUGGGACACCUUGAGAAAUUCAUUUCCUGAAUUCUCACUUUUAGUUUUAGCUAUGUUGGCAUUCUGAAGCUUCUUUCAGAUGCCAAUACAAUGUGGUGAAUCUCAGUAAGAGAGCAUUGCCAUUGGAUAUGGAGUCCUGUGACAGUAAAAUGGGUGGGUGAAUAAAUUUAAUAAAUAAAUAAUCCAUGCAGUUGACCAUACAUGUUCAUUGCCCUACCUUUCUGCAGACUAGCCACUUCCAAAAGUAUGACUGCUAUUCCCAGAGUUUGCUGCCAUUAUGUUCUUUAUAACUGGAAAAUCCAGAGCUGGAUAAGGUCUAAUUCACAGUCUAUGGGAUCAGGCCAAGGAUCUGCUUCAACAUCGGGUCCUAAUUAUAUAAUAAAUCUACUCUUUUAAUUUAUACUGACUUUUCUUUUAAAAUAAAGUGUACUGUUUGAAGUCACUUCUAGAUUUCUUUGCUUUUGAUUUCUAUUUGUACUUAUAUUAAGAACUUCUAUAAGGUAUUUAGGAGAAAGUUCCCUUUUAACAUUUGCAUUAUGAUUAACUUUUAUAUGAGCUAUUCUGGUUUAUUUGUCUCAACAGGCUUAAAGAUACUCUAAUCAGUCUUAAACUUGCAGAAUGCCUAUAAAAACUUGCAACUCUAACCAGCUGUUUCUUUUGCUCUUCCAUUGUUUUGCUUUCUAUGAUCAUGACGAAUUCUAAAAAUACCUUUUAAUAUCUUAUUUGCCUAAUGAUGUAGCUCUUGUUUUUAUUUUCCCCAUUAUACUCUAAGACGACCAUUUUGCAAAAUAAUUACCCAUCCUCUUUCGAAAAACUUUCGCAGCAGCAGCUCCGAAGCAUUUCACCACUUCUUCCCUCGCCACCAAUUUAAUAGACUUCCUGUUUAUCAUAUAUGUGUGCAGAGAGAGGAGGGAGUCCUUUUCUUCCAUCUGCCACCUCCUUCCUGUUUUACCUUCUCUCCCUCUUCGCGCGUCGAGCACCGACGCAGCACUGGGUUAAGCGCUCCAGAAGCCCGCUCCCCGACAUGAUUCCCUUCCCCAAAACCAGUAUCUCCCCCCUACCACUUUACUCCCAUGGCUUUAGUGGGGCGCUUGGC
This is a messenger RNA of Thamnophis elegans (Western terrestrial garter snake), 5392 nucleotides long. It is a transcript of the gene CMTM8, whose product is annotated as CKLF like MARVEL transmembrane domain containing 8. Bases 197 to 727 code for a protein of 176 amino acids. The transcript is spliced from 4 exons. Gene Ontology annotation, biological process: myelination. Gene Ontology annotation, cellular component: membrane. Lineage: Eukaryota; Metazoa; Chordata; Lepidosauria; Squamata; Natricidae. The record is from RefSeq and is a predicted model, not a curated record. Gene Ontology annotation, molecular function: structural constituent of myelin sheath.